Molecule: messenger RNA, 3617 nt
Organism: Varroa destructor (honeybee mite)
Lineage: Eukaryota; Metazoa; Arthropoda; Arachnida; Mesostigmata; Varroidae
Product: AH receptor-interacting protein-like
Molecular function (GO): peptidyl-prolyl cis-trans isomerase activity; protein binding
Source: RefSeq, a predicted model, not a curated record
AUCUUCUUCCACUCUCAAUACCUGUAGGAUAGAGCUCCAGCCGCAAGGUACACCUCGACACAAACCUUCGAAAUUUCAAAGCUCACAGGUCAAAACGUCUCCGCACAGGGCUCAGUGAACGAUUUUUAGCGGGAUUACCAAGAGAAGCCUCUAACAACAGGCCAGUGGGUACUUCAAUUCGUUCCAAGCGAAUUCCACUGUAGCCGACGGACCGCGAAUGUUUAUCUGAUAGCCGUUCACUUUCCACCCACGUUUUAAGCAGACGACGAAGAGUCAACAACAGAUACAGAGAAUACACAGGACCAAACCGCUGAAAAGUCAGCUGCUGGACCUGAAAAGCAUAUUGAUAUACCGGCCGUUGGAUACCCAAGAAUAAUUACUAGUUUAACAGAUAGUCUAUGUCUUGAAAAAAUGUAGGUUUCAGACUAGCGAAACGAUAAACCUGUACGUUAAUAUGCUGCAGCGAUUAAUCAUGGAGGACGUGAGGCUGUUCGUAGAAAAGUUUGGCUAGAAUUCAGCAGUUUUUUUGUAAUAAACCACUUCUACGUGGUGUUGAUCGCUUGGCUAUUGUGGUUGGUAAUAUGUUGACUAGCUAGAGAAAAAACAUAGAAAGAAAACAUUCUGCAGUGAUUGUUUUUACUGGACUCUGUUGGUUCAUUCUUUGAGUAAAUAAUUAUUUUUUGCGAUGGAGCCUUCUAAAGUGCAGAAAACUGUAAAAUUUGCCGGACGCGGUUCAAAGUCCACGUUCCCUGAUGGAACCAGGGUUCGGUUUCAUUUCAUUACGAAUCGCACCGAUGUCAAUAGCGAAGACGAAAACUUCUGUAUCGAAGACUCGAAGGCAACCGGUAAACCUAUGGAACUCAUCUUUGGGAAGGAAUUUAAACUUCCGGUUUGGGAAGAGUGCUUGAAGACGAUGCUGUGCGGCGAGGUGGCAGAAUUCGUGGUCGAUAAAAAACUUUGUGCAAAUUACUUUCUUGUGUCGAAGGGCUACAGACAGUAUGCAGGUAUUUCGAAGGAGCUAUCUUCACACCACUGUUGCGGAACGAUGCUCAAAGAAAAGACCGGGUGCCCUAAACUUGAUUCUCUUCUAGAGAAACCAUGUGACCUAAAAUUUACGUUCGAGAUACUUUCUAUUGAAGAGGCUGGUUCCUAUGAAAAAGAAGGAUGGAGUAUGACACCUGAGGAAAGACUAAACAAUGUCCCUCGCCUUAAAGAAGAGGGUAACAAGCUUUUUAGGCAGGGUGACAUUGCAGGCGCGUCUUCAAAGUAUUUCGCUGCGAUUAGCCAUCUGGAAACGUUGCUUUUGCGUGAAAAGCCUGGAGGAGAAGAGUAUCGAGCAAUCGAGAACCUAAAAUGGCCAAUUCUUCUCAACUACGCCCAAUGCAAACUUUCGCAGGGAGAGUUCUACGAGGUUAUUAGACACUGCACCGAUGUUUUGGUCAAGGAUCCAAACAACUCGAAAGCUCUCUACCGAAGGGCGAAAGCUCAUGUAGGUGCGUGGAACCCGCAAGAAGCUCGAAAAGAUUUCUCAAGAUUACUGCAAGUAGAACCAUCGCAGAAGACAACGGUAGAGAAUGCUCUAAAAGAGAUUGACAAGCAAGAACAUAUAAAGAACAAACAAGAUAAAGAACUCUUGAAAAACAUGUUUGCCAAAUGAAUUGCAAUAGGUGGCAAUUGCUAUCAUACCAAUAAGUGAUGUAAUAUACAUAGUAUCUAUGUUAUAGUAUGUAAGUAGUACUGGAAGAUGAAGUUACACCAUCUGGUAUGUAGGUUAAGAGGUAAGUGCCCUGUUUAAUAAUAACACACUUUUUUUAGUAUAAGAAAUUGCAGCAGUUUAACUGUAGCCAACCACGCACCAUCAUCAGAACUAAAUCUAUUAUAUUGCUCGUUCUCUUAUUCUGCAGUGACACUUAAACAUACCUAUAACGUAUUUUUAUAACGAGAAAAAAAUGGUUGGUUACUUCAAGAACACAUAUCUUGGGUAAUAAUUGCACCUUUUAUCAUAUUUAUACUUCUAAUGCUGUAUAGUUUUGGUUAUCUAACUGAAGCUAUUCAAGCUGUUAACUUACGCUUACUAGAGAAAAGUGUCAUACACUUUUAGAUUCUCAUAGGUAAAUACUGUUCUAAAAUAGCUUCGUUCCAGUUGAAAUAGAAAAUUGUGUUCAGGUCGUAGUGUUUCACGCCAGCUUUCUUCCGGUAAAAUCGUUUUAAUGAUGAAAAAAUAUACCAUAGAUAACUGAGUAAAGAAUAGCAGCUUGACCCAAAUGCUUCUCCAAAAUUAUUUGCGUCCGCAUGAUUUUUUUUUCACUCAGCGUCCUGCGUAUAUGCUUUAAGACAAUAUAGUGUGUUUUUCAACUUCUAACGGAUCGAUAAAUUUCCUCAUAGACUGCUAUCGGGUGGUUCAGCUCAAGCUAAAUAUGUAACGAUAUUGCAGCUGUAAAUAUCAGAUACGCAGCACGCAUAGUCGGACAUGUCUGAAUAUAAGCAUAAGAAAAGGUGAGGUUUAUUAAAAACUGGACUUGAAUUUUAGGGAAACCUUUUUUGCGUUGUAGUUUGUACUAUUAGGACAUUCGAUAAGAUUAUGUCUCAUACUUAUCCUCCUAUAUUCAAAUAACUACGUUUAUUAUGUAAGUCGUAAGUUGUCCUUCAUUUAAGUAGGUUAAUAUGAUGAUCUUUGAAAACCUAUGUCAUUAGAAUUAUGUUAGAAGGCUGAAUUCGACUCCCAUGAGACAGCUGACGUGAAAAUUCUAACAUGUUACACCUUAAUCAGUUUCUUUUCGGCGCAACAUCGCAUUAUUUGUAUAUGUCGUGAUAAACGUAUCACAUUCAAGGUAAAUUCCUAUAUCUAUUAAGUUGUAAUUGGUUAGGGGGUUUUGCUGUGCUUAUAAAAAGAGGUGGGUGACAUCUGAACGGAAGAACGUCGUGAAAUAUGACUUAUGCUGAGUCUGUUGGUAUUACUGUUUGUUCUUUAGUGGUCAAUCACAAAAAUGGCUUUAAGAGAGUAACAAUACAUAGUGGUUUUUCACGAUUACAGAGUGCUAUCCAAAGUAAAUUAUAUUGCCACGGAAAUGUCUGAUAAAAUAUUACGCAAAUAAACACAAAUCUAUAGAGAUUUUGAUGUAUUCAACGUCCAAGUAAUUGAGUGUUAUCUGUUAACAUGUGGUGCAAGGGAGCAUAUGUUUGGAUCGCUUGGAAUGCGUUUCAUUCAUUCUAUUAGCGCCGCAGCACCUUCGAAAAACCGGCUGAAAACGGCAUCUGCUUAUACGUCUAAUUGUAAAAAAAUCUGUUUCAAUGAGACGUUUAUUAUUUAUUAUAAACUUAUUUUGUCUUAGCUAUUUUAGCCAAUACAAAAAAAUAUCAAUUUCUUUCUUUGUGUUCACUUGUUGCUCGUAGUAAAAAACAUUUAGACAAGCAUUCGGUUCUCUAAAAAACAUAAACUAAUAAAACACUCUAAAAGAGUGAAAUUAUAUUAACAAGCGCUUUCGUUGGAAGCAAAUCAGUUUGUAAUUACUGGGCGCAUAAUAUUUAUAUUCGCUAUAACGUAUGUCUAAACUAUGUUCCAAUUAAACGUUUUAUUACAUAAUGGUUAUGUCAAAUAAGAACUGUGUGCUUUAGGA